Perkinsus marinus ATCC 50983 is the source of this 159-nucleotide messenger RNA. RefSeq lists its product as hypothetical. The transcript has a single exon. The record is from RefSeq and is a predicted model, not a curated record. Lineage: Eukaryota; Perkinsozoa; Perkinsida; Perkinsidae. The annotation marks the transcript as partial.
UUGCUGCUCGAUAACCUUCUUCAUAAGAGACCACCAGGCACCCUUACUCUGGCCAUCGACAGUGGAGGUGUCAGGCUCGAUGGAGGUAGUGGUGGUGGUGGUGGAGGAGGUGGUGGUCGUGGUGGUGGUCGUGGUCGGUGUGGAGGAGGUGAGGAGUAG